GUCUUCAUGGCAUUUUCUGCCGUGUCUGAUGGUGCCCCCGGCCGUCAUCUUUCAAGGUCAUAUUUUCCGUUGGAGGGCUAUAGAGCUGAAAAACGUGGUAGGUAAAUUGUAAAUUGUAAUUUGUAAUUUGUUUACCCACGGAGCACUAAGGAGUUCAUUGAACUCGUUGAAACGUGUCCGUGCGUGCCAGAUCGAAAAGGAAUUUGAAAAUGUUGGUUUUUAAGGAGAGGGGAAAACCGGAGUACCCGGAGAAAAACCUCUCGGAGCAAGGGAGAGAACCAACAACAAACUCAACCCACAUAUGGCAUCGACGCCAGGAUUCGAACCCGGGCCACAUUGGUGGGAGGCGAGUGCUCUCACCACUGCGCCAUCCUUGCUCCCGGUAGGUAACAUUUCUAGCGAAAAGGUACUCCUCAAGAUGAUGGGUACUUGUCAAAAAAGUUAUUAACACCCCCAGAGUUGUGUUGCUCAAAUUUGUUUGGACACGCUAAAGGGACAAACCUCAAGCCAGCAAAGUCAGCAAAGUGUUAACUCAUUUAUCACGACGGCAGUGGUAUCGAUUUAUGGGAUUGGUUUUCCUGUGAAAAUACGACGACUCCCACGUCGUUCUGUCUAUGCUCAUGUGAAACUAGAGUAGAGCUCUGGAGUUAAAAUGGUGAAGCGAUAUCAAACCUUAUCUUUUCAGUAAUGACUAUCUUUUUUCAUUUUUCCAUAUUAUCUUCUCCCUUGCCCUUGAUGAGGGGAGAAUCGCGGGCGCACCGAGACACCCACGACAGGAGACUGAGCCUAGCAUACAUGUGCAGAUGUGUUCUACAGUCGACUUCCGCUAACUCAAACCUCCCGUUAACUCAAAGCAACUUUGAUUUCCUUCAGAUCAUUUUCUAUUUAAUUUUACCCUCGUUAACUCGCACUUUUUGUUAUUUCGCUUAAAGGUUCGAAUUAUGGGAAGUUCGAGUUAACGAGGGUAAAAUUAUAUAGAAAAUGAUCUGAAGGGAAAUUAAAAUGAGUCUCGACUGUAUUUCCCUUGAUAGGAGAAAUGGGAGACCGUCAGGUCUGCACGAAGGCUGAACAAAUUAUUUUUCCCGUACUGUAGUAUACUUACUGAAGAACUCUAUCUAACUGAUUUAUUGACAGCUCUCUGCACCUCAGGACAGUAUGACAAGAUUGAGGGAUGUGCAUACUUUGCGGCGCAAGGCUAUUGUAAGGAAACGUCACAAUACCGUGAUUAUGUUCAAAGUAACUGCUAUGCAUCUUGCGGCAACUGUGAAAGUAAGUCUGAAGGAACCAUAAACCUUUCGAAUACUUGUACCUUGAGUCCUUUAAUCAACAAGUACGAAUGCUUCCAAGUUUAUUCGUCAAAGGUUAAUUGUUUCAAACCAAUUGCGUUGUCCAAUGCCGACCGGUUUUCUUAAAACUAUCUCCCUCUUAGUGGACUUUGAGACAUGACGCUCAUGUUUGCAUCGGUCGAAUUUUAGACAGUUACAAAUUUAAAUGUUUUAUUAAAAAUGACUUUAUUUGAUUUUUUUUCAUAGUGCCACCAACUCAACCACCGGAAGGUAAGUUCACUCAGGAGCAUUGUCUUGGUUUAAUUUAUGAUAGCCACUAGCCAAUACAUUAAGUGAAAGUCAGCGAUUAUCAAAAAAACAUGAAUGACUUUGUUGACAUGAUUACUUUGGAGUACGAUUUUUUCGAAACUGAAUUUUGAACUCCAGACUGCCGACUAUUUUGUCAUGUAGCAGCUCUCCUAACCCUAAAAGCCAAUUGGUUCGAUAUCCUAACCGUGAAACAGUUGGAAAUAAUCAUAAACCAUGAUGUGUUAUUGCUUUCUGCGACCAAUGAGGAAACACCUUACGAGAAGCUCCUACAUUACCUACUAUUUUGGGAGACUUUACACUUCUUUUACGCUCUCUUUAUAUCCUUCCCACCCCUCCCCCUAAUUAAAAAACAAUCAACUGGAAGAAAUUAUGACGUAGGUUUGUCCAACAGGUAUUUCAUAAAUUUAAGAGCAAAGACGGUAUUAGACUUGCCCACAAGUUGAUUGAUUACUAAAACCGUUAAUUAGCGUUAAAUGUAUCAAAAAAAGACGUCUAAAAAUGUUUUUUAAUUUUUUAGUGUCGGGAGCGGGGUGCGCGAACUCCUGAGGACGAGCUUGAAGCAAGUGCUGAGUGCGAGUGGGGAGUGAUCUAAUAGACCUUAUUUCACGAUACUUGGGUUCGCAAGGGGCUAGAUAGUGACAAGAUCUUCUUAAGGUGGCUCGAUAGGGUUUUUCAGGGUCAAUACGUCCCAAGUUUGAGCAUAAUCUACGACGCUAAUAACAAAAAUUUGGAAAAAUUACCACCACAGGUGUAUUAGAUGAAGAUAAAAAUUUGUUAUGAUCAUGGUUACAAUGACAUCGGAGUUGUCAUAGUAACGAAAUGACGCUAUUACUUAUUUUGCUUGCGGCCGUAUUUUUUGGCACUAGGAACUCUGCUUUUAAAACCUUUCACGGGGGCUUUUCCCUCUGCUACCCACCUCGAUGUUCGUCACCGUUUUAUAUGACCUAUGAGUUUCAAGAUUAUUGAUAUCUUGUGAGGCAUUGAAAUAAGGGCUACAAUUCGUUAAUUUUUUUGUCGGAAAUUACGUGCUAACAAGUGAGAGCCUCUCUUUAUUCAGGGUAUUCAAGUUUCCUUUUCACGUGAAAAACUGCAGUAAUUAACAAUGCAUUUGAAAUAUGCAGAAAUGUUAGCUAUUGUUGUCCACGAAAAUAUAAAUUGCGACCAAAAAUUAGCGAAUUGUAGUCCUUACUUUACUGCAUUACAAGAUAUCAAUAUUCUUGAAACUCAAAGGUGAUAUAAAAUUGCAUUUCAAAAGCGCUUCGUUUUCGAGAGAUAACGGCCGAACAUCAAGAUUGUCUAAUUUUUAGCGUAUUUCUAACCAUGAAAACUUCAUCCCAAAAUAUCUCUAUAACAAUCUUGUAGAUUUGGCUUAAACUUCACGAACAUCGAGGUUGGUAUUGGAGGAGAAAGCUGUGGUAAAUGAUUUUGAAGAAGAGUUCUCACUGUGCCGAGAAAUGCGGCAAGUAAAAUAGGUAAUAGCGUCAUUUCGUUGCUAUGGCAACUCCGAUGUCAUUGUAACCUUGAUCAAAAGGAACUUUCAUCUGCAUCUAAUACAGCUGUGGUGAUAAUUUUUUCAAACCUUCGUUAAUGGCGACGUAGUUUAUGCUGAAACUUGGGAGGUAUUGACCCUGAAAAAUCCUAUCGAGCCACCUUAGGAUAGAUUUUGUCACUUGUUUCCCCCGCCCUGAGAAGCCACGUAUCGUGAAUUAUGUUUGUUUUCCCAGUGUAGGUCAUGUGAUAAUAUCCUACAGACCUGCAUCAUUCAUAUUCCGUCUUAUUCCCGUGCAUUUGUUCCCAUGAUUUAUGGAAAGACAAAGGGGUAAUCUCCUGAAACCUUCAUUCGGAAAACAAAUCAUACAAGCUAAAGAGGUCAAUUCGAGACUUUAAUGCAAUAGAACGUUUUCACAUGACGUCAAGGCGGCCAUUUUGGUUUUCCUAAACAAUGAAACGGUGGCCAUAUAGGUGUUCCAAGCCAGUCCUGUGGGAGUAGAAAUCUUUCUUUUCUCUCUUUCUUUCUCUCUUUUCUUCUAAUGAUGUUGCAUACAUGCUCCCACAGGACUGGCUUGUAGGACCAACAUGGCCGCUGUUUCAGUGUUUAGGAACACCACAAUGGCCGACGUGACGUCAUGUGAAAACGUUCUAUUGCAUUAUGGGAAAUGUGAAAGUCGCCGAUACCUAUUUCUCUUUCGUAAACGGUCGCUUCCAUUUGCAAAUGGCAGCGAUCGUUUAGAAAAGGGGCAACUGUGUCGUCGAUUCUUGACAAAUAGGCCACUUGCACUAAGAAGUCUCGUGACCAAUGCUUCCUUUAAACAAUGAGUUGGAAUCUUGCUGAUGCCAAAAAUUGACAGAGCACAUAAAAAUUAUCUUACACCCAAAAUUUGAGAGGAAACGCAUUUAAGGGAGAUAUUUUAUGGCACUUUGAUUUUUGAACAAAGAAGUAUGAUUUGUAUUGGCCGCCAUGUUGGAGGGCAUACUCUUGCCCUCCAACAUGGCGACCAAAACUACUCUCUGCUUAUAUCUUGUUAAACGUUUGAUAGUUACCCUCAGAUGUGCUGUAAACGUUACCACAUAAUCUUUUCAACAUUUUCCUUGAAGUUUAAGUGCAAAAUUUGUCAGUGUUCAGAAAAAGGUAAUUCAUAAUUUCAUGGGCUCCUUAUAUUUUCAAAAAUUCACAUUUUGGUCACGUGACCAUUUACAAACUUACUUAUUUUAAGAAAAUGGUGCGGGUUUGAAAACCAAAUCACUAUUACUUUGUUAGGAUAUGACCCACUAAUCCUUUUUCGAAAGCAAACUCAUAUAACUUUCAUUUUCAUAAAAACGAUGUAACAUGACCUCUUAGUGCAAAUGGCCUAUUUCAGAGCAGAGUAGAUCUAGCAAUUGUGGAAAACAAUUUGUCUCCUACACUUUCUUUAAUGUUAUAUACGCAAAUGCUUAUGUUUUGCAUUUGUUCUCAAGGCUUUUAACAAUUGUUUGGUUCCAAGCAAGUGUUUUAAUUUGUCUUUGUAUUUAUUGAACAAAAAGUGGACGCAGGCGAUUGUCUGGGAGCUCAUAAUGCUAAGCGUGCUCUUCAUGGAGCACAGCCUUUGACCUGGAGCUCAACACUUGCUCAGGAGGCUAAGGAGUGGGCUGAUACACUGAUAGAAAAAGAGAAGCCUGAACACGCUCACACUGAUGAUGGGGAAAAUCUGUUCUGGGGGACGGCUACAAAAGCUUACACAUGUGUUAACGCCGUGGAAUCCUGGUAGGUGAUCUACGGUAGUCAGACUAUCGUGCUGUUGACUCAUUAAGCCCCGUGCAAACGGACGCAACAUUUUUGGGCCAACAAUGUUGAGAGUUUUUGCCGGCGUUCGUCUGCGCAUAGCAUUUAAAAGCCAUUUCCCAGUUGCAAAACUCUGAAAUGGCUUAAGGCUAAGCGCAGAGGUACGCCGGCACUUUCAAUGCCAAGGUUUGCGAAACGUUUAAUGUUAAAAGUAAUGAGUUUUAUAUUUGUCAGAAUUAAUAACUUUGAAAACAAAGACUUUCCAUUAACCUUCCCUUUGAGGAGCAGUUUUUGGGCAAGUCGGGAAUGAGUGGCUAUUGGGAGGUAGGGUAGAUUUUCACUGUCGCCUAAUUUUUUACGUGCGUACGCGAGUGAAAUUGACUUGCGUAAAUAAAACAGAGGCGAUGUAUGAAACGCCGCGCGUAAACGUAAAAGUUAACCGAUACGUUUACACGUGACCUGCCAUACAUUGCCUCUAUUUUAUUUACGCGCGCGUAAAACAAGGUGCGUACACAAGUAAAAAUUAUGUGACAGCUGGAAAUCCACCUUUAUAAAUUAAAACGAUACUCGCAGACCUACACCAUUUACAAAAAAAACUAAUUAAAGGACAAAAAAAGAAACGAUUAUGAUGAUAGGUACUAGUUAUAUAGAGAGAGAAGAGUUGUAAAUAAGUUUAUAUUUUUUUAAAGUCUAGCCAUGAUUUUGUCGUUAUCUAUAUAGCUGUCUUCGGUUUUCAGUAUAUUUGAUAACUUUCCUUUAAGUUUUUUUCUGAAGGUCUUCCUUGAUAUGUUUUUAAAGCUAUUACUCAUUCCACAUCUUUGCGCUAACAUGAGAGAACGCAUUCUUUUGUAUAUCAAGUCUAGAUUUUUUAUGUAGAAAUUUUGUGAAGUUGAUGAGCGUGUAGAAUAGUGAUGUGAAUUUGAUGUCCUUGAAACAAGUUCAAAAUAUUUAUCGGUGUAUUUCUUUCGUCUAUGUCGUGCAUUAAGUUUAAGACGGAUUGAUAAUACAAAAAACUUAGUGGCAAUACUUUAGAAUUUACGAAAAAAGGCCGGAAUAGCAUGAUCUUAUCUGUUUGCAGAAUAUAUCAAGCGUAGUGCACGUUUUUGAAGGAUAAGUAUUUUGUCGAGGUGUUGUACAGGCGUUUCGCCAAGAGAUAAGACCAUAGGUUAAGUAAAAUGUUAUCAGCGCAUUGUAAAUGUUCACAAGAACAGAAGAAGGUACAAAGUGUCUACACUUAGAUAGCGUGCCAAUCGCUUUACUUAUCUUGAUGGCAACUGUGACAAAAUGUGUUCUCCAGGAAAGAUUCUCAUCUAUUAAGACUCCUAGAUAUUUUGUGCAAUCUUUUCGUUCAAGAUUUCCAUUUUUAUUGGUUUCAUUAUCAUAAACAGAAAUUCGAGGGGGAUUAUUAUUACUUUUUUUUAUAGGACCGAAGAACGAUAUAGUUAGAUAUUUUAGCAUUUAAUGUUAACUUAUUUGUAGUGAGCCAAUCGUAUAAUUCUUGUAAUUCAAUAUUUACUGUCAAUUCAAUGCAUUUCAAGUUUUUGUUAGCGUAAAGGAUAUUAGUAUCAUCAGCAAAAAGAAAGAAAUUAAAUUUUUCAGAGCAAAAAUGAACAUCAUUUAUGUAAAGUAUCACAAAAACCGAAUCUAAUAAUUGUUUCAUUAUACAUUGUUUUGAAAUAAAUAACGACAAACUCAGCACCCUCGCACGGAACCGCUUUGACAUUGCUCUUGAAAAUCAUGCAUUGCGCGCGCAACCUACAGAUUAGUCAGUUAUCUGCUAGCAGAUAACUAUCUAAUCCGUAGGUUGCGCUGAUUUCCAAAUUAACUGUAGGAUCUUAGCCAACGAAAAGAUAGAUAGUGAAUACAAUGUGUAAUAAACAAAGUAAUGUGCUGCACGUGUAAAGUUUUGUUGCUUUGCCUAAUAAAUCUUGUUACUCCUUUAAUGUUUUCGUUACCGUCGCCUUCGUGGCAUGGAGGAAGGAAGAUCACAGCGCCAAGAAGAUCCUAGAAGUCGGAAAAACUUUUUUCUCGGUUUAAAUGCAGAAAUUUUGGUCUGUGUAGUUGAGCAGGAAUUAUAGAUGGCGGGCGAAGAUAACAAACAUGCAAUUUAUUAAUACUAUAUACCAUCCUAACUAAGAGAGAUGUUCUCUUGAUCCUAACCUGUUCCCAAAACUGCUUUGAUUUUUUGUGCAGGUAUAACGAAGAGCCUGACUACCCUUACAACAACCCACCAACUACAGAAGAAGAGUUUUAUGUAACCCCGCAGUUUGGUCACUUCACACAGGUUUGUGGUUUUUCUUAAUUAAUUGCAGUUGUUGCUAAUCUUCCCUCAAUUGAAAUACGUUAAAAUUGGGUCUUAUGAUAAUUAUUGAUUGUCGAAAAGUGGUAGCUUAUUAGGUAGGAGUGAUACAAGCUGCUGCAUAAGCGCUAAAUGGUGCAGAAUGCAUCUGCCAGGCUUAACGGCAAUUUUGGACGCUUUGAUCACAUCACUCCCUCCCAAUUUAGCCUCCACUGGCUGCUAACUCGCCACUUUAGAAACGAGAAGGAACCUGGGCCGAGUCAACUUUUUCAAAGGGAAAAACAGCCAAUAGCUGACCGGCUCGUCCCCAGUAACGAUCCCAGAAACAACUGGGGCAAGCAUUUCGGCUCCAGUUCUCUUCUCGUUUGUAAAGUGGCGAAUAAGACACAGAAUCCAGUUUUAAAAUCUUACUCGUUACCUAUAAAGCCUUAAAUGGACUUGGUCCUGCAUCUAUACUGAACAAAACAGUUAAAACAAAAUACUAAAUCUCUCUGGAGUCUCCUGAUGACAACCUCUUACUUCAGCAUCCCAAUAUUACACUGAUAUAAGAACUCUCGCUACUCUUGGUGAUCGACCGUUCAGUUACCGUCGUGGCACCAAAAAUAUGGGACGAUCUACCAGGGGUAUCUGCAAUGCCAUAAAUGUUGUCGCCUUUAUGAUGCUUUGUUUGUUUUUUUCUUUGCUAUAGAUUGUUUGGAAGGGUACUCAUCAGGUUGGUGCGGCUCUUGCAACAAAGAAUUUAGGGAACGGUUACAUUAAAACUGUCAUAGUGGCCCGUUAUUCCCCGCGAGGAAAUAUCCUGGGACAAUUUCCUGAUAACGUGUUACCUGAGCAGUGAGGAGGUACUGAAAAGUAAGUUUGCUUCGUCUAGAAUAAUUCAAAACAAAGAAAUCGAAUAGUUUGAGGAUUUAUCUUUUUGUCCAUUUUCACAGUUUGGGGACCUUAGUCAGCACUGGCUUGAUACUGGUUAUCGGUUAUUUUUUAGUUCGUGCCGCGAAUCAUGCCGUUUAGUUGAGCAAUUUAAGGUCUCGAUAAAAGAAAAUUUUAGUACAUUGCUCGAUUUUUUUUAUUUUUUUUUAUUUUUGGCAUGAGUGGGUCCUAAAUUUUAUUUUGGCAGAAAAAGAAAAUCAGAAAGUGCUUUUUAACCCUUCUAAAAUGAGCCUUUUCUGAGCUAACCAGCCAAGCGUGGACCUCGCGCUAAAUCUUUAGAGCUGAUUUUCUCUCACUCUAUUUUAGACGCAAAAAUCAAAAUUCUCCGACCUCCAGUCGGGACAGGUUUUAAGCUAUCGCUUUGAAACUUUCAGAUAUGAUGGAUAAUGAUAUAGACUCAAAAAGUGUGUAAGGAAUUUUCCGAUUUCCCUUUGUAACUCAUUUUAUGUUAGUUUCUUUGCGUAAAUCGCGCUCGAGAUUCGACUUUUUAGUUUGAAAUGCAAUAAUUCCGCUAAUACGAGACAUAUGCAAAUUUCCUCACACCCUUUUUUAGGUCUUUUAUCUGUCAAUCAGAUGCAAUAAAAAGGAAGUGAAUAUUUAACAACGCGAAAGGGCUGGAGCUUCAGCAGUAAACUGAUACCUCUGAGUUCGAGAGCAAAAAACUUAAGCGCCUUUUGAAAUUCGAUGAAAUAAAAUCUUUUAUAAGGUGAUUUAGUCUUUUAGCUUUAAUUUGAUAUAUAACUUGCCUUUGUAGCGAAAAUACUCGCGCGACUAGAAUUUUUUUCUGUGGGAGCAUCAGAAGCAAGCGCAACGAUAUAGAGAGGCCUUCCUCACAGUGCCUAGGAAAAGGAGGCGGUCUCUUCUCUUGAGUUUUUUUUAGGCUAGCUUGAUAAUCCUUAAAAUUUGAUGACCUGAAUCAGAAACUAGAUAAAUGUAAUGAAAGAUUAGAGAGAUUAAGAAUCACGUUUACGCCAAAGGGUAAACGUGAAUUUGUACCACGUGACCUAAGUUUUCCUGUUAAUUGUCGUUUACUGUUUAUUACUUUUACUCAAAAAUAAGAAGUUUCACGCCAGUUUUAUUCAUAAGAAUCGUUCUGGACAGUUUUUACCUGCUUAUUUUCUGUUUUGAGAAAUUCUCAACUUGAAUCUGACGUUUGCUUUGCCGUAAACGUCACUCUAAUAAGAAUCACCUUUACGGCAAACGGCAAAUGUUAGUGAUCCAAUCAGAAGAACAAGUUUUCAGUGAUACUUUUCAGGCUUUGGUUUCAUCAAUUCUUCGGGUUCAAUCAUUCUUAGCUCACAAAUCUUUGCUUGACACAGGAACAGUUGUCUCGAAUGUAUUAUAAUUAAUAAAAUUAUUUUAAACUCGUCUUAUUUAACGAACCUCUCUAUAAGGCGGACACCUUGCUAAAACGUUACGGACAUUUAGAGUUGGUCCCUGCCUUUAGCCUUACUCCUUUUAGGUGUCUCUUUAUAAAGCGUUCAUCUCUCUAAGACAAACACAUAGUAACCGUCCCAAUGGUGUCCGUCAUAGAUGGAGUUGAAUGUAUUGACAUUGGUCCUUUAAAAAUAAAUGUUUUUUUUAUCACUUGCAGGUAAAACAGUUUCCAAGGCUGUCGUUGAUGCAUGAUCACUUGCAGUGGAGGAGAUUUUAAACCAUAAAUAAAAGAGAUUCAGU
Molecule: messenger RNA, 9760 nt
Organism: Porites lobata
Lineage: Eukaryota; Metazoa; Cnidaria; Anthozoa; Scleractinia; Poritidae
Source: the annotation of a GenBank genome assembly